AACGAAGUGAGGUGAGGAGCAGUCCAAUGGCGAUAACGGUACUGUCCAGCGCGGCAGCAGCAAGGCUCUGUUUUCCGGUUUCGGAUAAUCACCAGUUCCCGAAGAAGCUGAGCUACACAAAGUCGGCGAUCUCCAUCCCCCGUCGUUCCACAAUUUCCUUUCACAUCCGAGCCUCUAAUUCACCAAGACAAGAAGAAAAUUCAAGGUCAAACAACUCAACUGAUUUCGCAUCUCAGGAGGAUUUGAAGUUUUUGUUGAAAUUAGGAGCUGGAUCUGUUGCUGGUGCAGCUGUGAUCAAGUAUGGAAGCGUAAUUCUUCCUCAGAUAACCAGGCCCAACAUCAUAGAGGCUCUGAUUAUGGUAUCUACACCCGUCAUUGUAGCUGUCGUGCUCUUGAUCAAGCAAAGUCGUGCAGAAGGAUAAGAAUGCGAAAUCAUCAUAGUGAUUAGUAAUCUUGUUAUUAGAUUUUUGUUCCUCUCGCGGUGAAGCUAGGAAUUGUUAGUGGCGUUGCAUCAACAUGAUUUUUGGCUGAAACCCCAAAUGCGUGACAUGAUAGAAUUGGUGAAAUAAUUCCGUUUUGCUGAGCUUUUUUGUUUGAUAGGUAAGCGGAAGUGAAAGCUCGAACUCAGAUAUCACUCAAUAGUACUGGCUAUGCUCAUAAGUAGAUCAAGGUCGUCGGAGAGGGAAUGCACUUGAUCGGAAGAUCCUGAGUUCAAUCUCAAUGACUCAGUGAGAGCAAUAGUGCAAACCCUAUGCUUUGACCCAACUUUAGAAACUUUUGUAUUUAUAGCCAAUUCCCCAUCGAACAGGAAUGGGACUUACUGGAUAAAAUUUGUAUCACCGUAAUAAUUUGCCAAAAAUGAAUGGCUUCUCUUAUAUGUU
Messenger RNA from Tripterygium wilfordii, 881 nucleotides. RefSeq lists its product as uncharacterized. Gene Ontology annotation, cellular component: chloroplast. NCBI's taxonomy places the organism in Eukaryota, Viridiplantae, Streptophyta, Magnoliopsida, Celastrales, Celastraceae. The record is from RefSeq and is a predicted model, not a curated record. The transcript has 2 exons. Bases 27 to 422 code for a protein of 131 amino acids.